AAAUACUUGAUCCAUUUCACGCGGUUCCAAAACCGACCCUACUUUUCUUUUUCCCUUCCUCUUUCUCAGUUACGUACCUUUCCUCUCUGUUGAAGCUUUAAGACACCAAUUCAGCUUUCUAACACUCUUCCUCAAUCAAAAUGGCAAAUGUGGUGGAGUUGAAAGUUGGUUUGCACUGUGACGAGUGCAUCAAGAAGAUUCUCAAGGCCAUCAAGAAAAUUGAAGCAGAUAUUGAAACGUAUAAUGUGGACACGGAGAUGAACAAGGUAACUGUUACGGGGAACGUUACAAGAGAAGAAGUGAUCAGAGUUCUUCACAAGAUUGGGAAGAAUGCUGCUGUUUGGGAAGAUGAUACUCAAACCAACAAGUGAAGUUGAGUCUACCAAACUAGUUUAGUUUUUUCCUUUUCUGCACAAAAUAUAUUAAUAGUAAUAGUACUUCUGCUAUAACUUAUUGCGCUAUAUGUAGCUAUAUUAUAUAUGUCGGAUGUGAGAUUAUAUAAUGUAUAUACGAAUAUAAUGUUAUAUCUACUUCAGUUUUGUA
Molecule: messenger RNA, 543 nt
Organism: Arachis duranensis
Lineage: Eukaryota; Viridiplantae; Streptophyta; Magnoliopsida; Fabales; Fabaceae
Product: copper transport protein ATX1
Exons: 3
Coding region: 141-371 (76 amino acids)
Molecular function (GO): metal ion binding
Source: RefSeq, a predicted model, not a curated record